Messenger RNA from Glycine soja, 3037 nucleotides. RefSeq names its product serine/threonine-protein kinase BLUS1-like. The record is from RefSeq and is a predicted model, not a curated record. Gene Ontology annotation, molecular function: protein serine/threonine kinase activator activity; protein kinase activity; ATP binding. Gene Ontology annotation, biological process: protein phosphorylation. NCBI's taxonomy places the organism in Eukaryota, Viridiplantae, Streptophyta, Magnoliopsida, Fabales, Fabaceae. The transcript is spliced from 18 exons. The coding region runs from base 313 to 2475 and encodes 720 amino acids.
GAGAGAGAGGCAGUAGAAAGUGAAAAAAGAGAGAAAGAGGGUCCCACUGGAAGAGUCCGAAGCGGAGGGGAGAGGAAGAAGGAACAUGUCAGGCGUUAGAGAUGAUGGGCGUUGUUGUUGGUGUUGGUGUGCCCACCCUCACUCUCUAAUCUCUAAGACUCUCUACUCUUCUCUUAGUGCUCUAAUCUAAUUAUUAUUAUCAACAUAAGUCACAACACCACCAUUCUUCCAUUCUCUCUCUUUCUUCUACACUAUUCAUUCAAUCCAUGCCGGUCAACGUGAGGUGCUGAAGGUCAAUCGUGGUCUUUCGAAAUGGGGAACGGGAGCAGAAGCUACUCGGCGAACCGGAGCGACUACAAGCUUCUAGAAGAAGUCGGUUACGGCGCCAGCGCCACCGUCUACCGUGCAAUCUACCUCCCCUACAACGAGGAGGUCGCCGUCAAGUGCCUGGAUCUGGAUCGCUGCAAUAUAAAUCUGGACGACAUACGUAGGGAGGCGCAGACGAUGAGCCUGAUAGAGCACCCCAACGUGGUGAGGGCCUACUGCUCCUUCGUGGUGGAGCGGAGCCUGUGGGUGGUGAUGGCAUUCAUGGCGCAGGGCUCCUGCCUGCACCUCAUGAAGGCUGCUUAUCCCGAGGGAUUCGAAGAGGCCGCCAUCGGAUCUAUCCUCAAGGAGACUCUCAAGGCGUUGGAGUAUCUCCACCGACACGGCCACAUUCACCGUGACGUUAAGGCCGGGAAUAUUCUCCUCGACGAUAACGGCCAGGUCAAGCUCGCCGACUUCGGCGUCUCCGCUUGCAUGUUCGACACCGGCGACCGCCAGCGCUCCAGAAACACCUUCGUCGGAACUCCCUGCUGGAUAGCGCCGGAGGUGCUGCAACCUGGAACCGGUUACAAUUUCAAGGCGGAUAUUUGGUCGUUUGGGAUUACUGCGUUGGAGUUGGCUCAUGGUCACGCGCCUUUCUCCAAGUAUCCUCCCAUGAAGGUUCUUUUGAUGACCAUUCAGAAUGCUCCUCCGGGGCUUGAUUAUGAUCGUGAUAGAAAGUUCUCCAAGUCUUUCAAGGAAAUGGUUGCUAUGUGCCUGGUAAAAGAUCAAACAAAGAGGCCAUCCGUGGAGAAGUUGCUCAAACACUCCUUCUUCAAACAGGCUAAGCCACCGGAGCUUUCUGUAAAGAAAUUAUUUGCUGAUUUACCGCCUCUGUGGAACCGUGUAAAAUCCCUCCAGCAUAAAGAUGCAGCUCAGCUAGCACUAAAGAAAAUGCCUUCUGCAGAACAAGAAGCUAUAUCUCAAAGUGAAUAUCAUCGAGGAGUUAGUGCAUGGAACUUCGAUAUUGAUGAUUUGAAAGCACAAGCGGCAUUGAUGCAGGACGGUGAUGAUAUUGCAGAGAUGAGGGAAGAAGAUGAAAACAAAUUCUUCAGCUCUUACAAGGGUACAGCUGAUUCCCAGUUUAUUGUGGAUGAAAAGAAUUCAAAUAACUUGCAACAAUAUGAGUUCACAUCACAAGUAGGUAGUAACGACAUACCACAGUGUGAGAAAAGAAAUGGAUCAGUUGCUGAAGCAACACCAUCUACUUUAGAGAAUGAUGUGGGAACAAGCAAAGUUAAAACUCAAUCAGUGAAACUUGGUAAAACCCAAAGUGGACCCCUGAUGCCAGGCUUAGUGCUUGGUCAUUCUUCAUCUGAAAGAGGGCGUACAUUUGAAAGGUUUGAGAAUGAAAACCAGUUAGCGGGUGAGAAAAGUAAUCGUGAUAUACGACGAGCUCCAAGCUUUAGUGGUCCAUUAAUGCUUCCAAACCGAGCUUCAGCAAAUAGUUUAUCAGCUCCAAUCAAAUCUUCUGGAGGAUUCAGAGAUUCCUUGGAUGAUAAGUCUAAGGCUAAUCUAGUGCAAAUUAAAGGACGAUUUUCAGUGACAUCAGAAAAUUUAGAUCUGGUGAAGGAUAUUCCUGUAAGUUCAGUUUCGCGCCGAUCUUCACAGGGAUCACCAAUGAGGAAAUCUGCGAGUGUUGGUGAUUGGAUGGUGGAUUACAAACAAAUGCCAAUUGGUCAGUCCUCCAAUGAUUCUGCCAAUAUCAAUAUUCCUGCAUCACUUUUAGUGCCUCAUCUUCACAAUCUUUUUCAGCAGACAUCUAUUCAACAGGAUCUUAUAAUGAAUCUGUUGAAUAGCUUGCAAACUGCCGAGGCAAUUGAUACUUCUCAGAACGGGAAGUUACCACCAUUACCUCGCAAUUCAGAGAACAACGGAAGUGCCGAUACAGCAGUUUCAGAGAGGGAACAGCUGCUGCUGGGCAAAAUUUCAGAACUCCAAUCCCGGAUGAUUAAUUUGACCGACGAACUGACUUAUGAGAAGUUAAGAUAUGUGCAGGUAAGUUUCUGUACAAGCUUUUAUAUUUCAUUAUCCGUGCAGGAUUUUGCUUCUGCUAUUUUAUUUUCUUGCUUGGAUUACAUACAUGUUACGUCCAACUUGGAAUCCAUUUAAAUUGAAGUUUUAAAGGUGUCUGUAAAAACUAAUUAUCAAUCUGGUUAUCGCUUUGAACAGUUGCAACAACAGCUAACUGGUCUCUACAGCCAGGAACAAAAUGGGGAAAGAGAGGAAUUUGCAUGAAAGCAGAUAAUUAUGAACCUCCAGGCGAGUGAUCAAUCAUACGUUGGGCUCCAAUUCUUUCUCUUUGCUGAGGAGAACUACUUUUUGGAUGUUUAUAGUCAGUCCUUGAUAAGUGUCAUAUAUAUAUAUAGAUAUAUAUAUUCUCUGAUCCAGCCUUGUGUUCAAUAAACUUUUGUGACGAUCUAUAAUACCCAGCUAGUGCAAAUGAGCAAGAUGAUGAUCUGUCAUAGUUAAUCUCAUUAUUUAUUUCAUUUAAAGAUUCAGAUGUAAAUAAGCUUCUCUGUUGUAUCAUACUGCAACGUGCUAUGUUUGCAGAUCAAUCCGAAAUUCUCGUGAUAACUGAUAAGAAAGUUGUGAGUACUACCCCGGGGGAGAAAUAACAUCCCUACAUAUUGAACUGUUUUUGUUAUUACUAUAUAUCGGAUUUGAACUUGUA